Drosophila kikkawai is the source of this 1956-nucleotide messenger RNA. NCBI's taxonomy places the organism in Eukaryota, Metazoa, Arthropoda, Insecta, Diptera, Drosophilidae. The record is from RefSeq and is a predicted model, not a curated record.
AUGCCGUUUGGCCUCCACUCAGCACCAGCCACAUUUCAGCGGGCGCUCGACAGCGUCAUAGGACCGGACAUGGAGCCCAACGCGUUUGCGUACUUGGAUGAUAUCAUCAUCAUCGGACGCACUCUGGAAGAGCAUGUACAGCAUCUGCAGGAAGUAUUCCGGCGGCUACGGAAGGCGAACCUUCGCCUCAACGCAAAGAAGUGCAGCUUCUUUAAGCGCAGCCUGGUAUACUUGGGACAUGUUAUUAGCGAGGAGGGAAUACAUACGGAUCCCGAGAAGAUCUCCGCAGUACGACAACUGAGUCCACCUACCACGUGCAAGGAGCUUAGGAGAUGUUUGGGUAUCGCGUCUUGGUAUCGGCGAUUUGUACCAAACUUUGCUAGCGUAGUGCAGCCCAUGUCUCUGCUGCUCAAGAAGGGCAAGAAGUGGCAAUGGGAGAAGGAGCAGCAGGAUGCGUUCGACGACCUGAAGAGCAAACUGACGGACCGCCGGUUCUUGCCUGCCCGGAUUUCAACGAGAAACGAGGAAAACUAUUCCGCAACAGAGAAGGAGUGUCUGGCUAUCAUAUUGGCCAUCAGGAAGCUCAGAUGCUACUUGGAAGGAUACCGAUUUGAGGUGAUAACCGAUCAUCUCGCUCUGAAAUGGCUCAACUCGAUUGAGAAUCCCACCGGCCGUGUAGCGCGCUGGGCGCUAGAACUCCAGCAGUACCAGUUCGAUGUCACCUAUAGACGCGGGAGCCAGAACGUCGUCGCUGACGCACUUUCUCGACAGCCUUUGGAGGUACUGCAGAUGAUCCAGGAGGAUAAGCCGGAGAGUACAUGGUUCCAGCGGAUGGUGAAGCUUGUUCAGGACAGACCUGAGGAUUACCCGGACUACGUGUACGAGAACCAGCAGCUGUAUAGGCACAUCGGAUCUCGACCCGACGACGAAGACUCCGUGCCAUGGAAACUGUAUGUUCGCAGGUGCGACACUUGCCAACGGUUCAAAGUAAGUCAAGCCAAGCCAGCGGGGAAAAUGUUCACCAGGCAGGUUAGUGAGCCGUUCGAUAUUGUCUGCGCCGAUUUUAUUGGGCCUCUUCCGCGAUCCAAAGGUGGGAAUACAAUGUUGCUCGUGUUUUUCGACGCUUUCUCGAAAUGGGUCAAGUUGAUCCCUUUGAGAAAAGCCACCUCAGCGCAUCUAGAAAAAUCCUUUAGGGAGAGGAUUUUAAAUCACUUCGGAGUUCCUCGCACUUUUGUCUGUGACAAUGGGACACAGUUUACGAGUCGUUCGUUCAAAUCCUUUUGUAAGCAGGCAGGGAUGGAGAUCCAGUACACCGCGCCAUAUACCCCGCAGCAGAACCCGACAGAGGGGGCCAAUCGAACCAUUAAAACAAUGGUCGCCCAGUAUAUCGAGGACAAGCAGACGACUUGGGACGAACUCCUGCCCGAAUUGAACCUGGCGAUAAAUAGCAGCGUCUCAGACUCAACCGGAUUUAGUCCGGCGUUCAUCGUUCAAGGCCGAGAGCCACGACUCCCAGGAGCCUUGUAUGAUGAAGUGACUCCAGGGCCAAGCCAAGCGCCACACUCACCGGAAGCAAAGGCGGAAUUGCUACGGGAUGUUUUCAAGGUGGUUCGCGAGAACACUCAACGGGCGUCGUUGGAACAGCGCAAGUAUUAUGAUCUCAGACGACGUUCAUGGAGGCCAACCAUAGGAUCACUGGUCUUUGUAAAGCAGCAUCAUUUGUCCAAGGCGGCGGAUAACUUUGCCGCCAAGCUAGCUCCCAAAUAUGAAGGCCCUUACAAAGUAAUCAAAUUCUUCUCCCCCACCAUAGUGCGCUUGCAGCAUCUUCACAACCGGCAACGUCGAACAGCAGCCCUUGGAGAUUUGAAGGAAGCAGUCAACGAACCAGAAACACAGAAUCUGGUGCCCAGCCGACUAGACCACGCAGAAGACACGCAGACUACGGAGCCAGUUUAG